CCGUCUCUCCCCUCUUCCUCCUGUGCUCACCUACCAGACUGACCGCCGCGAGCUCAAUUAGGACGGCGGCACGGUGUCGAUUUUGAGAAGCUUUGGCAGCGCCGAUCUGCUGCGCUGCUUCGACCAUUGGCACGCUCGGAAACCUUUGGUCGGUGUCGCCAUCAUACCAUGUCGACAUCACAAGGGGCUGGCUUGGGUGCGCAAGUGUCGAGCGCGGAAGGAAUGAUGCAAGCGCGACAGAUCAGCCAGCUGGUCGCUUCUUCCCUCGUCGGCUUGGUACAGCAACUUUCGGCCGCCUCUGUUUCCUCGUCCGCACCGACAUCCACCUCGACAUCCACACCAAGCGCAAGCUCCAGCAACUCACCAGCAUCGAUACCGAGCUCUCGCACUGCCAAGUCACUCCUCGCUCCGAUCGUCUCAGAUCUAGCAACGCGCAUCCGAGGCAUUCUACCUCCUGAGGAGCAAGUCGUCGAAGAUGCCGGGACCGCCUCCGAUACCAAAGCAAAGAAGACGUCGGCAAUCAGUGGAGGAGAGAGGUUGCGAUUGAGCUUGAAAGAGAACGUGGGAGCUUUGCUGAGAACAGAGGUGCUAGACCAGGUGCCCGCCAAUCAAUCUACUCUGCAAAAGCAAGAGCUGGACCAGGAAAGACCGAAAAAGAGAUCAAGGGUGGUGCACAGCGAUCAGGGGCCAGUGGAGCUUUCGUCAGAUUCAGCCAGAGCUCUUUCGGAUAGACUGGACGUGGUGCUUGCCUUUGUAGAUGCGGACCUUGUGGACGCUUCCCUCCCUCUUCAAAUCCUCGAAGAAGCAUUUGAAGCGCUGCCCAUCAAGAGCUGCUCCUUACUCUUCUCAUACAUGGAGUCGCGUCUGGAUCAAUUGACAGUGGGAUUGUCACCUUCCAAAGGCAAAGGCUUGACACUGCUUAGAUUGUGCAAUGAUCUCUUGAGAAGGCUUGCUAAGCCUUCGAGAGAGCAGACCAUCUUUGCUGGAAGAGUCUUGAGCACAUUGUCAGCUGUAUUUCCUCUAGGGGAGAGGAGCGGAGUGAACUUGCGCGGCGAUUUCAACACGGACAACAAGACGCUAAUUGAGCCUUUACCGGCGCAGAUCAAGGAGGGAAAGGCUCAAGAUGAGAAGGAAGAUAUGCAAGGUGAAGAUGAUGGCGUAGAAGCAAAGGCGGAGGAAGCGCAAGGUGCAAUUAAAGCGGAGUCCUCUAUAGCCUCGAUAGCCUCGAUGGAUCUCAACACGACCGAAGGUCUCUCCGCAAUCUGUUCGUCACCAGAAUUUUACUCGACUUUUUGGUCGUUGCAAAGCAUCUUCAGCAAUCCUUCUUUGCUCUUCGACGCCGAUAGCCGUCUCCAAUUUCCGGUACCCGAAGGUGCAGAAGAUCCUGCACCGGACGGAUCCAAAGGCCCCAUGUCCGGCUUGAGGAUAGCGACGAAAUUGACGCUCAAAGUGUUUGCUGCGGCUGCCAAGCGGGAAAAGAUACUUGCUGGUGCGAAGGGAAGCGAGAGCGAGGCGGCAAGAAACGCUGCGAGAAGAAAAGAAGAGGAAGAGAAUGCGAAACGCUCUUUAGGCGGAACGAAUUUGAAGGAUGGGAGGAUUGAAGCUGGAGCGGACUUUGGCCUGCAGAGAAGCGAGAAUGCUAAGGAGCAACAGGAUGGAGAUGCCAUGCAGACAGACGAAGAUGGGAUUCCACCAGCAUUGCCUGAGACUCGCAAGAACUUCUUUCCAAAGUAUCUUACUGGCAGGAAUUUGCUGGAAUACGAACUGAAAGAUCCCAACUUCAGAAGACACGUGCUGGUUCAGUGGCUCAUUCUCUUUCAAUAUCUGCUCUCUUUCACGCCUACACAAAGGGAAAAGUGGAAAGAUUGGAAGAACAAACAGCUGCAGACCAUCACGUUUGUGCUGGAUGAUGCGGAUGACGGGUGGAUCAGGAGCUGCUGGCGAGAAAUCAUCGCUCAGCUCAAAGCGAUUCCACCUGAAGGCAAGACCUUUUCCGAUUCGGUACUUCAGACGCUCAAGCGAGAGUCUCGAUGGGUACUGUGGAAGGCAGACAAUUGUCCGCCCAUCGACUUGGCUCCCUUGAGUACAGAAAAGAUCAUCGAGUACGCCAAAGCUUCCCAACCCCUCCUCAAGUCUCUUUCAAGCUAUCCUCAUUCGAUCGGGACCGCUGCGCUUAGCCAUCUGUGGGAGGAAGGGCUAGAACCUCCAAAGCCAAGCACACGCGACAUUGAUGGCGAGCAAGUUGAGGAUGACGGACUCGGCGACCUGGAAAUGCCGCUGCGCAUACCUACGUUGCAAGGCUAUGCCAAGCUUGUCCGGGCUCAAGAAGCCAAUGCUAGUAAGAGGAGAAAACAGCUAGGAUGGGGAGAAGCGCCACAAGAUCUGCCUGAUCCGUCAGCGCUUCUGCCAAAGAAUGCCGAGGAGAGGGGAAAGGUGGACAAGCUGUCGAAAGAGGAAACGGCAAGGGUGGCUAUAGAGGGCAAAGAUGCGUUGCUGAGUUCCAUCGAGGACAAGAGGAGAACAUUGGCUUGGAAAGCUCUGCGACUGGCAAGCAGACAGCACCUCGACCUGCUAACGUCCACUAUACGCGUCGAUGACAUUACCACGCUCAUGCGCCUGGUCGAUGAGCAGAAAGUAGGGAAAAGCACCGCGGACGAGGCACAAGACACCAAUGAACCCGUUCCGGUCUACGUUCCGCAAGUUCCUAAAAGCUCGCCGGAGCCUGAGAAGAGUGCGACACCAGCGUCUACAACCGCAACUGCGGAUGAAGGCGACAAGAAGGCGGAUGGAAAACAGGGAGCUGAGAUCGAAGUGGACAGUCAGGCGCAAGCUCAGAAGGGCGAUGAAGAUGCGUCGCCGAAGGAGAAAGGAGAGCGGCAGACAGAGACUGGUCAAGCUGAUACUGGCGCUGCUGGUGCAGAGGAUGAGUCAAAGGCCUUAACGAAAGAUUCGAAAGGAGGAGAAGAUGUAGACAUGUCGACGGGAUGAGCGCGACGUUUGCACAGCAGACAUUCUGUAUACUCGAGCCUUCGCGCGAAUGAUUUGGUGCGAGUAAGCUGAACGUGGCCUACCACAAAUCCCAUCGCGAUACUGCGCCUUCCAUCUGAAAUCUUGAUACAAGUACGGAC
Messenger RNA from Ceraceosorus guamensis, 3128 nucleotides. RefSeq lists its product as hypothetical. Gene Ontology annotation, biological process: mRNA export from nucleus; regulation of DNA-templated transcription elongation. The record is from RefSeq and is a predicted model, not a curated record. Bases 169 to 2988 code for a protein of 939 amino acids. Gene Ontology annotation, cellular component: THO complex part of transcription export complex. NCBI's taxonomy places the organism in Eukaryota, Fungi, Basidiomycota, Exobasidiomycetes, Ceraceosorales, Ceraceosoraceae. The transcript has 5 exons.